AAGUUGGGGGCGCUCCUGGAAAAAACCCUAACCCCUCUUAUUCUCAAAUCGGAUUCGGUAAUUCCAGGAAAACUAGAAGCAGGGUGAAAGAUGUCGGUUAUGAUAGUGACGAGCUUGGGAGACAUAGUCGUGGACCUGUUCACAGAUCGAUGCCCAUUGACCUGCAAAAAUUUUCUCAAGUUGUGCAAAAUCAAGUAUUACAAUGGAUGCCUCUUUCAUACGGUACAGAAAGAUUUUACAGCACAGACAGGUGAUCCUACUGGGUCAGGAUCUGGUGGAGAUUCUGUCUACAAAUUGUUAUAUGGCGAUCAAGCUCGCUUCUUUGGUGAUGAAAUUCACUUGGAUGUAAAACAUUCGAAGACUGGUACUGUAGCAAUGGCUAGUGCUGGAGAGAAUCUGAAUGCUUCUCAGUUCUAUAUCACAUUACGAGAAGAUCUUGAUUACCUGGAUGGCAAGCAUACUGUGUUUGGGGAGAUUGCUGAAGGGCUGGACACGCUUGCUAGAAUAAAUGAAGCCUAUGUGGAUGAGAAGAACAGACCCUAUAAAAACAUUAGAAUCAAACAUACUUACAUACUGGAUGAUCCUUUUGAUGAUCCUCCGCAGCUAGCUGAGUUGAUCCCAGAUGCUUCACCUGAAGGAAAACCAAAAGAUGAAGUCGAUGAUGAUGUGAGGCUGGAAGAUGACUGGAUCCCUAUGGAUGAGCAACUUAAUCCGCAAGAGCUUGAGGAGGUGUUGCGUGAAAAGGAUGCGCAUUCCCGUGCUGUAGUACUUGAAACUAUAGGGGACAUCCCUGAUGCUGAGAUAAAGCCCCCUGACAAUGUGCUGUUUGUAUGUAAACUGAAUCCAGUAACUGAAGAUGAGGAUUUGCACACAAUUUUUUCUCGUUUUGGAGUUGUAACAUCUGCUGAAGUUAUCCGAGAUCACAAAACUGGGGACAGUUUGUGUUAUGCCUUUAUAGAAUUUGAGGAUAAAGACGCCUGCGAACAAGCCUAUUUUAAGAUGGACAAUGCUCUAAUUGAUGACCGAAGGAUUCAUGUUGAUUUUAGUCAAAGUGUUGCAAAACUAUGGUCCCAGUACAGACGCAAAGGUCAAAUGGGUCAAGGAGGAGGCUGCUUCAAAUGUGGUUCUGUAGAUCACAUUGCUAAGGACUGCACUGGAGAUUCCACCUCCAAACAACCACGUGCGAAGUAUACACUGAAAGAUGACAACACUCAACAUGGUGGAGAUGGAAGUGCAAGAUAUGAAAUGGUCUUUGAGGAAGAAGAUGACAGAGGUCCACGACAUAGCAAGAGAAGAAGGGACCAGAAAGCUGAGCAAAAUGAUGAAAAAGAAAAGAGCAAGCAUCGUGAUGCUUAUAACCCUAAAGAUCAAGAUUACAGGAGAAGAGACACACAUGAUUGGCAGAGACGACAUGAACGAAGUAAGGAGCGCAGAGAAGAUGAGGGGUAUGUACGGCGUGAAAGAAGUCCCCACAGGGAAGAUGCAAAAGAUCACUCAGGAAAAAAUGGCUCGGGUAAUGGAAGAAAGAUGGAUGUCACGAUCCAAAGGAACACUAGAGAUGAGAGAGAACACAGUAGAAGACAUGAGAGUGAUGUUGGUCAUAGACAUAGGAGGGAUGAUAAGGAGUAUGAUAAGAACCAUGGGCAUGAUGCAGACCACAGGUACAAGCGGGAUGAGAGAAAUUAUGAAAAGAGGCUGGUGGAUGAUGUUGGUCAUAGAGACAGAAAAUAUGAAAAUGAGACUAAAAAGAAAAGUGGCAAUGAAGAUCUUCGAGGGAGUCGUAGGGAUAGGCAUGAUAUUGGAGAUGAUUAUUAUGGUCAUAAACGAAGGGGCGAAGAACGAUACUCUGAUAAGAGAAGUUCUCAAGGUGAUGAUGUUCGUGAUCGCGGUAGAAGGCAUUGAGUUCACAAAAUGAUUUUAUUCGUGCUUAGGUGUGUUUGGGUUAAGUAAGAUGCUAUACAUUAUUCAUCAAUUUUUGCUCCUUCGUUAUUCUAGUGUAAUUGUUGUUUCCUGCUAAAUUACUUCAGGAGUUGGAUGCUAAGGCACCCUUCCCAAUAUUACUUAAGCUUGGCACCGAGGGCAUGAUAGAGGAAAUUAGGCUUGCGCGUGGGGAGAUAAUGAUAGCAGCAUAAUUUGCUUUUAAGUAAACAUGUAAACCAGCUGUAUAUGUAUUUGCUUGGAAGCUAUGAUCCUCUAUUCGUUUCUUGCCAAUCUAUAUUCUCCACCAAACUAAUUUGAAAUGAAUGAAUGAUUUUUCUUAGCAGCUGCUGGUCAUGGCGGCUGUGCAUC
Molecule: messenger RNA, 2289 nt
Organism: Sesamum indicum (sesame)
Lineage: Eukaryota; Viridiplantae; Streptophyta; Magnoliopsida; Lamiales; Pedaliaceae
Gene: CYP59
Product: cyclophilin 59
Biological process (GO): protein peptidyl-prolyl isomerization
Cellular component (GO): nucleus
Molecular function (GO): zinc ion binding; peptidyl-prolyl cis-trans isomerase activity; RNA binding
Source: RefSeq, a predicted model, not a curated record